GGGAUCAGAAAAAAAAAAGAAAAAUAUAGAAGAAAGUUUCGUGAUGGCCACAACAUACUAGUUACUUUUAAAAAUGAAUAUGAACCCUGCUUUUACUGCUUGACACGUUCUUGCUGAUCCUACCUAGUACAAAGUGUUCUGUUUCCAGUUCAUCCAUCUCUCCGUAGUCAAGCUCUAUUACAAAGUGCUGUUUCGUUUUGGAAACUCUAUACGGUAGAAAUUUUAUUAGUUGAGCCACACUUUGUUAACUGAAUUUUUAGAUGAGUUUGUGGUUAUUUUCAAAUGUUCAUCUGUGUCUGUGCAAUACUUUCUAAAAUUAAGCAUUCAUAUUAGCCCUGUGUAUAAAGUGUUCAAGUAAAAUUCUGGGUCGUAAAUAGUUAUAGAAGCAUGCUUGAAUUGUGUAGAUGUGCAUCAAAAAAAAAGAAAAAUAUUAAAUUUGCUCAUAAGUGUGAUCGACUGUUUCAAAAGUGUUGGAAGAUUCCUGUGUUUGGCCUGUGAAUCAUGUAUUAUGUACAACCUGAAUAAAGUACUAUAAAGUGACUUAUAAAGCCAGUAAGGACUUGCGAACAUGAUUUGCAUAUUGCAAUUGCAUGAUCUAUUAAGUUAUUACAGUUAAAUUAGUUUGCCUAUUUCAUAAUGAAUUGAGUUUCAGUUUAAAGUGUUAUGUGCGUCAUUGUCAUGUAUUAUUUCAUUGUAGGCAAAGACUUUCAAGGAAAGAAGAUUAAUGUUCAGUUAGCGCAGCGUAAAUCUCAGCCAUUCGGCGGUCCCGGUGGUGGCGGUGGCCGAGGGAGAGGCGGUGGACGUGGUGGAGGAGGCCGUGGCGGUCGUGAUGAUGGAGGCCGAGGAGGCGACAGGGGAUCUGGCGGCGGUUCAGGAAGGGAUGGUGAUUGGAAAUGCCUUAACCCGGAUUGUGGAAAUAACAACUUUUCUUGGAGAGUGGAAUGCAAUAGGUGCCAUGCUCCGAGGCCCGAAGGAGUGGGUGGUGGUGCUCCUCCUGAAGGAGGCUCCCGAGGUCCAGGUGGCGGUGGUGGCCGCGGAGGCGGAAUGCGUGGAGGUCGCGGUGGAGACAGAGGUGGCAGAGGAAGAGGAGGACCGCCCGGCAUGGGAGGACGUGGUGGUUUUGGUGGGGGCCGUGGAGGUCCCCGGACGUGGCGGACCAAUGCGAGGAGGACCCGGGGGUGACAGAAGACAAAGACCGUAUUAAUAUUAUCCCUAGUGUAAAAGUGUUUUAUGAUUUCUCUCUCUUCAUCAUUUGGACUUAUUACUUAGUUCUGUAUGCAUUGUCAUUUCAUUAUCAUGAACACUCCUUCAUUUUAUGUACAUUUUAAUAAAAAAUAUUUUCUUUCCUAUG
Messenger RNA from Uloborus diversus, 1351 nucleotides. RefSeq names its product RNA-binding protein cabeza-like. The record is from RefSeq and is a predicted model, not a curated record. Gene Ontology annotation, cellular component: nucleus. Gene Ontology annotation, molecular function: transcription coregulator activity; RNA binding. The transcript has 3 exons. Gene Ontology annotation, biological process: regulation of DNA-templated transcription. The coding region runs from base 664 to 1182 and encodes 172 amino acids. Lineage: Eukaryota; Metazoa; Arthropoda; Arachnida; Araneae; Uloboridae.